AUGUUGGUCCCCAACGAACAGGCCGUGGAGAGUAUACCUCUGAAUUGCAUAGUUAAGCCUCUUGAAGAACCAGAGAAAAUGACCAAUAUUAUUCUUCAAGCUCUGGAAAUAACUGGACAGAGAGGCGUCAUCAUCCGAGGCUGGGUGGCAGAACCAAGUGAUUCUGUGUAUUUAGUGGACAAUUGCCCCCAUGAUUGGCUAUUCCAACGAUGCUCUGCUGUGGUGCAUCAUGGGGUUGCUGGGACAACUGCAGCUGGUCUGAAAGCUGCGUGUCCAACCACAAUUGUACCAUUCUUUGGGGACCAGCUAUUUUGGGGGGAGAGGGUGCAUGCCAGAGGAGUAGGUCCUGCACCCAUUCCAGCUGAUGAAUUCUCCCUUGAAAAGUUGGUCGAUGCCAUAAGCUUCAUGUUAGAUCCAAAGGCCAUGGAUGGCCAAGAUGAGGUGACAAGAGCAGUGAAUGCCUUUCAUAGGCACUUUCCUCACAAUAAAUCUUUGGAUAAACCCGAGUCAUUGCUGGCUAGAAGAGGCUUAUUUUCCAUCAGGAGGUGUUUUGGCUACUCCUCCUCCUACACAUGA
Prunus armeniaca (apricot) is the source of this 576-nucleotide messenger RNA. NCBI's taxonomy places the organism in Eukaryota, Viridiplantae, Streptophyta, Magnoliopsida, Rosales, Rosaceae. The record is from the annotation of a GenBank genome assembly.